Messenger RNA from Fusarium fujikuroi IMI 58289, 2862 nucleotides. RefSeq lists its product as uncharacterized. NCBI's taxonomy places the organism in Eukaryota, Fungi, Ascomycota, Sordariomycetes, Hypocreales, Nectriaceae. The coding region runs from base 1 to 2862 and encodes 953 amino acids. Gene Ontology annotation, molecular function: protein binding; transcription cis-regulatory region binding. Gene Ontology annotation, cellular component: nucleus. The transcript has a single exon. The record is from RefSeq and is a predicted model, not a curated record. Gene Ontology annotation, biological process: positive regulation of transcription by RNA polymerase II.
AUGCCUUCGCUGGACAGGCUGCCAAACGAGGUCCUCUGUAAUAUCGCCGGCUUCUUGGUCAAGAAAUAUGAUAUAGCUAGCUUAUCACGAGCCAACCGACACUGCUACGAUAUCGCCAACCCGAUUCUCUGGAAACGCGAAGCUCGAUCGGAUAGACCGGGUGCCAUACAUUGGGCUGUCGAACAUGGAGACAUCAAUACCUUGCGCCGUGCUCUCGAAGCUGGCGUUGACGCUUCACGGGUAGCCUUCACCCAUAGACCCAAACCACGCAUCGACCCUGACCAUAAGUGGUACAACUAUCAUUCGAAUUACUACGACGACCCUGUUUGGAGGAUUCAGGACGAUGACCACUCAGUUGAUUUAGACGCAUCAUAUGUGUUACACGACGCGUGCGAUUGCUUCGAAAGCGGUUGCGAUGAUGGCAUAUUUAGCGAUUGCAGAUGGGAGCCUAUACAUGUUGCUGCGAGUAAGGGACGGAUCGAUAUGAUCGAGAUUCUCCUCGAUGCGGGUGCUCCUGUUGAUGCCCCUUCGUGGGGUGUGUGCUUGUGUCGCCCACAUCUGCCCAUGGAAGCUUUCACCGAGUCUCCGGCUGUUGAUGAAGGAGAGCUUGAGGAUUUACAUGGGGGAAACUGGACACCUUUACAUGUCGCCAUAUGCCAUGGGCAAAUUGAAACGGCAAAGUUUCUAUUGAAACGUGGAGCGUCGCCGGUCAUCUAUCAGGGAAUAGACUUUGAGCUGGAACCGCUCGCAUGGCGACAGGAUGACACUCCUGUGGACUCGAGCAGAUUCAAACUCACCGCACUACACCACGCUGCGAAAGAGAACAUGAUGGAUCUCAUCAAGUUUCUCAUUGACGAAAAAUACCAAGAAGACAUCGAUGUCGAAGGUCCGUUUAUGGGAACACCACUAUCUCAAGCAAUAUGGUAUGGACACUGGGACACCGUAGUCCCAUAUCUCCUUGAGCAUGGUGCCGAUAUUGAUAAGAGACUCAUUGAGACGGGGUUGACAUCCCUCAUGAUGGCGUGUUUCUCACGUCGCUUCGAUGACGCCGCAAGACUCGUUGAUUUGGGUUCAAAUGUCACCACAUUAUCUGUACAUCAAUUCAGUAUUCUUCACCUGAUUCUCGGGCCUCGUCACCUCCGGCCAGAAGACUUUUUUGACCCCCUCGGAUCUCCUCCGAAGGAACCUAGUAAAGUCUCCGAAGCCGAAAUCAUCCAGAAAUUCAUCACUAAGGGUUUUGAUGUCGAUGCACGGGAAACUCUUCUUGGAAUGACACCGUUGAUGGUGGCGAGCGCGAGCUGCAACACAGAUGCAAUGCAAGCAUUGCUCGAAGGUGGUGCCAAUGUCAACGCGGUAGACAAUGAAGGUCUGUCUGCGCUUGCCAGGGUCGGUGAGACUGCUGAAGGUUCUGCUAUUCUCGGUUUAUACGAUUCUGCCAAGCUGCUGCUUGAUGCAGGAGCAACAUUGGAAGAUUCGAGAGACGAGAUCACUCCACUCAACAUUAUCUGCACACGGCAAUGUGAACCCUACUUCAACCGUGAAUGGGAUAAUCAGCACGCCACUCUAGCCAAGCUUCUCAUUGAGCAUGGUGCUGACCCAAACGAAAAGGGCGUUGCUACCAGCCGUCCAUUCACAGAGGCCAUCAUUCAUGGAAACUUGAACAUCGCUAGAGCGAUCAUUGAGAACGGAGGACGGCCAGAAAAGGGCGACUUGGAAAGACUUCUCUCAAUAUUCGUUCACGAACCGUAUGAUGAUGGAAAGACGGAUUUCAUUCUGCACAUCGAUUACGCCAAGUACGGCAUCUCGGGUCCCUCCGAGGGCUUCUUGGUGGAUCUUCUCAAAACAGCUCUGAACAAGCAGCUCUGGACACGAGCCGCCGACCUGAUGAGGUCGGUGCCAACCCCGAACGUGUUCCGUAAGGGGUUGAUCUACCGGUGCUUGGAGAAGCCUUCUCCGAUUGCCGACGAGCCAUCAAGCCUGAUUCAAGUGCUUCUUGAUCGUGGUCAGGACCCGAACGAGCUGUUCGAGGGCGAGCCACCGCUAUAUUAUAGUUUCAGAUCUGGGUCUUGUUGGCGGACGACACCUGUGCUUGUAAACGGCGGUGCUGACAUUCAUAUGCCCACAAAAGCCAUGCCUGAUGGUGCUUUCAUGUAUACCAUAACUCAUGACUAUCAGCCACAGACAUGUCAACUUCUCGCCAAACAUCCGCACGCGUUGCGUGACAAACCCGAGAGGCUACAUCGGGAAUGCUGGUCAUCUCUUAUACGCUGGCAGCCCCAUCCAAGUAGGGUUCUAGUCGGAAGAUCAGACGAUCUUGUACCAACACUCAACUGGACAUUUACCAGCCGGUUGAUUUCAGCUGGUCUCCGAACUGAUGUCACAACGCUUGAUGAUAAAGAUGUCAAAGAACUCGUGAAGCAAGCGAUCCCGAAAACUGAAGUCUUAAGAGUCGAGGGGCGAAAGGUCCUGGAAGCCUUCGACAUAGUCUAUGUGGAACCCUCAGUGGUAGAUAUUCUCAAUGCUAAUAUUGGAAUUGAUGAUGAGGGCGAGCGCGAGCGCGAGGAAGAGGACGAAGACGAGGAAGGGGAAGACUUCGAAUAUGGCUCUGUCAGUGAUGAGAUUGACGAUCAUUCAGAUUACUAUGACGUCGAUAGCGAUGGAAUUCCAUUCGAGUUUUUCCCUCCCUACAUGGGCGGAGGGGAUGAGGAUGAAGAGGAAGAAGAGGAAGAAGAUGAAAAUGGUCAAGGGCAGCAAGAUGAAGAAGACGGAUGGGGUGAGGAAAACUCGAGUGAUUUUGAUGACUAUGAUGAUGGAGCUCCCAUACCGAUACCAGCCUCUUUGUUGUUUGGGUUUUUGAUGUAA